This is a messenger RNA of Musca domestica (house fly), 1843 nucleotides long. RefSeq names its product glutamyl-tRNA(Gln) amidotransferase subunit B, mitochondrial. Gene Ontology annotation, molecular function: glutaminyl-tRNA synthase (glutamine-hydrolyzing) activity. Bases 226 to 1815 code for a protein of 529 amino acids. The transcript has 6 exons. The record is from RefSeq and is a predicted model, not a curated record. NCBI's taxonomy places the organism in Eukaryota, Metazoa, Arthropoda, Insecta, Diptera, Muscidae. Gene Ontology annotation, biological process: glutaminyl-tRNAGln biosynthesis via transamidation; mitochondrial translation.
CCAAAGAAACGUCAAAAUAUUUGAAACUUGUGGAGUAUUUAUUAUAUUAUUUAAAUAUAAUAAAUGAAAUCACUAAUAAAUAUAUUACUAGAAUAGGAAGAAUUGCCAUUGGUGUGAAUUAAACCUAGGGCAAAAUAAUUAUUGGUCCAAUAUUAUUGGCAAUUUCUGAACUAGCCUUGAACCUCCUUAUGCCUGUUGCCCGCAUUUCAUAACAUUUGCAACAAAAUGUUAAAAAACUUCGUUUUUCUGAAUGGAAGUUGGUCCAAAAGGCUGUAUUCUGCACAGGCCAUAGCACCCAAACCUUUGAAGGGCAAAUGGAGAAGUGUGGUGGGUCUGGAAGUGCACGCACAAAUAUCUAGUGAAUCGAAACUAUUCUCGGGAGCUGCUACCGGAUUCGGGGCACCAUUGAAUUCAGCCGUUUCCUAUUUCGAUGCUUCCAUACCGGGUACUUUGCCGGUACUCAAUCGCAAAUGUGUUGAAUUGGGUGUAAAAACAGCUUUGGCUUUGGGCUGUCAAGUCAAUCAGAUUUCCAUGUUCGAUCGCAAGCAUUAUUUUUACGCUGAUAUGCCGGCUGGCUAUCAAAUCACCCAACAAAGAAAUGCCUUGGCCAACAAUGGUCGAAUGACAUUUCCAGUUAUUGUACCCGGCAAGAAAAUCUAUUACAAGACUGUACAAAUAUUGCAACUCCAAUUGGAACAGGACAGUGGCAAAUCAUUGCAUGACCAUGAAAUGCGUAGAAGUCUAGUUGAUCUUAAUCGUGCCGGUUUACCACUUAUGGAAUUGGUAUUUGCCCCCGAUUUGGAGACGGGCGAAGAAGCUGCCUCGUUAAUUAAAGAACUUAUCCUUAUACUACGUCGUUUAAAGACCUGUUCGUGUAAAAUGGAAGAAGGUGCCCUCCGCGUUGAUGCCAAUAUUUCCAUACAUCAAGAAGGCGAACCAUAUGGCGUACGUACUGAAGUGAAAAAUAUUGGUUCCGUGCGUAGCAUAUCCCAAGCUGUUAGCUAUGAAAUACAACGUCAAUAUGAAGUUGUUUCACAAGGUGGUACCGUCAUAAAUGAGACUCGCUCUUGGGAUGCCGAGAAACGUUGCACGGUGGCAAUGCGUGACAAGGAAGUUGUACAAGAUUAUCGUUUUAUGCCAGAGCCGAAUCUUCCCGCAUUACAUUUAAAUGUGUCCGAUGAUAAGUGCGAUGAAACAGAUCCCUCAUCAUUAGUUUCAGUACCAGCCAUAGCAAAGCAAUUGCCAGAGUUGCCCGAAGCAACACGCAAACAUUUAGAGGAGCAUUAUAAGCUGAAUCAGGAAGUAGCCAUUAUAUUGGUGAAUGAGCCAAUUCUUCUUGACUAUUUUCUACAAAUCAUAAGCAAUUUACCGGCAAUACCCACCAAAACUGUUACAAAUUUCCUGAUAAAUGAUCUACUCACCUAUUGCAAUAAAGUUAAUAUCGAUAUCGAGGAAUGCCAUUUAACCUAUAACCACUUGAAGGACAUAUUAAAAGCUUUGCAUGCCGAAGAAAUCAAUUUACAAGCUGCAAGAAAAUUAAUUGAAUUACUGCAUGAAUACCACACUGCCGAGGUCAAUGAGCUUAUAAAAACCCAUAACCUUGAACAAAUUUCCGACAUUAAAACCAUCAACGAAUAUUGCCAACAAGCAAUUGAAAAACACAGCAAAGCUGUUAAACAAUACCAAAGUGGCAAGACAAAAGCUCUGUUUGCCAUUGUUGGUGAGGUAGCCAAAUUGUCGGAGCAAAAAGCAAAUAUGAAAAUUGUUGUUAAAUGUUUAGAAGACCUGUUAAAGGAAGCAAAACCCAAGAAAUAAAUGAAAUACAAAAGAAACAUUUGGUAAA